Labrus mixtus (cuckoo wrasse) is the source of this 1608-nucleotide messenger RNA. RefSeq names its product polymerase (DNA-directed), delta 3, accessory subunit (gene pold3). The coding region runs from base 74 to 1417 and encodes 447 amino acids. The transcript is spliced from 12 exons. Gene Ontology annotation, cellular component: nucleus; delta DNA polymerase complex. Gene Ontology annotation, molecular function: DNA-directed DNA polymerase activity. Gene Ontology annotation, biological process: DNA strand elongation involved in DNA replication; nucleotide-excision repair, DNA gap filling; DNA replication. NCBI's taxonomy places the organism in Eukaryota, Metazoa, Chordata, Actinopteri, Labriformes, Labridae. The record is from RefSeq and is a predicted model, not a curated record.
GUAAAUAAACCGCCUUCCCGCGCAGUCUAACCGGUUCAGUUCAGACGUCCAGAUUCACAGAUAAACUAUCAAAAUGGACGAAUUAUAUUUGGAUAACAUCGACGAAUAUGUCAACGACCACAACAAGAUAGUGACGUAUAAAUGGCUGAGUCUCACUCUGGGAGUUCAUGUCAACACCGCCAAACAGAUGCUCUUCCAUUACUUGGAUCACAAGAGGAAGGAGAGUUCAGCACAGCUUCAUGCCACGUAUCUGGUGUCAGGGAAGUCUGUGGACAAGGGACAAACGAGUCACAAAGUGUCGGUUGUCAGAGAGGAACAGUUAGAAGAUUGCAAGUCCAAGAUGAGCCUGAUUGUCAGCGUGCAUGUGUACAGUGUGCAGAAGGCUUUGCUGAAAGAUAGCGGCCCGCUCUACAGUGUCGACUAUGAUGCUGUGAAAGACAACCUGAAGGACUGCAGCAGAUACAGUGCAAUCCGCUGUGCCGACGCCGUGCCCAUGUCGUCCCUGGAGCUGCAGCAGGUGAGAGAACCGCAGCGAGCCCCGACACCGGAGCCUGAACCCAAAAAAACUGGAACGAACGGAGACGUGGCGCAUGGGACUUCAAAACCUGCCGCCAAGCAGCAAAAAGGCAUCAUGGGAAUGUUUGCGACUAAGACGGCUCCUAAGAACCAGGACGCUGACAAAGAGGUUAAAACAGAGCAGAAGGAGGACGCACCUGUGGUUGAUGCCCCCAAAAGCAAACCGGCUGCAAAGACCAACCCCAUGACGAACUUCUUUGGGACUCAAACAGCAAAGAAACCAGAGAAAUCGGUGAAGCAGGAGGAAGCAGCUCAGUCGUCGUCCACAGCAGAGCAGCAACGCCAGAGUUCAAAACCUGAAGAGAAACCAAAAGCUGCUGCAGUGGAAGCACCGAAAACCUCCAAGAAAGACUCCAGUAAAACCAAGCGAAUUGAGGAUUCUGACAGCGAGGACGAGAUAAUGGAGAAGAAAAAGAGACGAAGGAUUAAGAAGCCCGAACCAGACAGCAGUGAUGAAGACAUUAUUCCAGAUUCUCCGCAGCAGAUGGAAACAAAAGAGAAAUCACCGAGUCCAAAGAAGAAGAAGGAGGCGGAGCCUGUUUCUCACAGACAUCAGAGCCACUCUGACAUCAAGACGAGAAAGAGGAGACGAGUCAUGAAAUCACGCACGUUUUUAGACGAAGAAGGAUGCAUGGUGACAGAGAAAGGCUACGAGAGCGAGUCGUACUCUGAAACAGAAGAUGAUUUCAAGCCCACCAAGCCGGCCCUGAAAGAUCCCGUCCCUGCAAAACUCUCAGCGAGCAGCAAACAAGACGAGAAGAAAAGUCAGAAGAAAACAUCUGCUAACGCGAACAAAGGAAGUAAACAAUCUUCCAUCAUGGGAUUCUUCCAAAAGAAGUGAUGGAGGGCAGCGAGUGACGCUGUGAUUGGCUCUGAGGGAUAACGAGCGCUGCUGCAGACUUUUCUGGGACAAAACACACAUCACAUCUGCGAUGGAGGAAUACAACUCACAUUGCAGAAGGACUACAACUACAUGGCAAACGUUUGACUUCACUGUUACCAGCUGAUACAAUAAAUAUUCAAAAAAUGAAA